Molecule: messenger RNA, 831 nt
Organism: Abrus precatorius (Indian licorice)
Lineage: Eukaryota; Viridiplantae; Streptophyta; Magnoliopsida; Fabales; Fabaceae
Product: agglutinin-2-like
Exons: 1
Coding region: 1-831 (276 amino acids)
Molecular function (GO): carbohydrate binding
Source: RefSeq, a predicted model, not a curated record
AUGGCUAACUCCAAGUUUGCAACACAAAACCCAUUCUCCAUUUCCCUCGUGACCCUAAUCUUUUUCCUCUCGCUAAUUACCAUUGUCAAGUCAGACUCAUUUGAUUUCAACUUCCCAAGUUUUGAGGCAGGUGUUAAAAGCAUAGUAGUGGACGGUGAUGCUAACACACGAGGUGGAGUACUACAACUGACUAAAAAGGACCAAUACGGUAACCCAACCCAACACAGCGUUGGCCUCGCUGCAUUCGUAGGAACAAUUCAUCUCUCUGACAAAAAAACUGGGAAAACCGCAGAUUUCACCUCAGAGUUUUCUUUUGUUGUGAACCCAAAGGGUGCACAACUUCAUGGUGAUGGCUUCACCUUCUUUAUUUCAUCAAUAGACUUUGACUUCCCAGACAAUUCAAGCGGUGGAUUCCUCGGACUUUUCAACGAAGAAACAGCCUUCAACACCUCCAAAAACCAAGUUGUCGCUGUUGAGUUUGAUAGCUUUGCAAACGAAUGGGACCCUAACUACCCAGUGUCUGAUUUUCCUCACAUAGGAAUUGACAUCAAUUCCAUUAGGUCUUCUGUAACUGUGCCAUGGCCAAGUGAAAGUCAACCACAAGGAGCAAUAGGAAAGGCACGCAUAAGCUAUGAAUCUGCAUCAAAACUCUUGAGUGUUGCGGUAUCUUAUCCAAACAGUCCUGUGAGGUUGAAUGCCUCUGUUUUGUCGUAUCCUGUUAAUCUUGCGAGUGUUCUUUCUGAAUAUGUGUUUGUUGGUUUCUCUGGUACCACUGGCGACUUGGUUGAAACAAAUGACAUUCUUUCGUGGUCUUUCAGUUCCUCCUUGUAG